GUUUGCAAAAAUGUAACGUGUAAUAAAUUCGAGUUAAUUUUGUGUGCUAAUUAAAAUGUGAACGUGUGUAUAUAAUUUAUAACUGUAAUACUUAUAAUUUAGAGAGUGAAAUAAUUCUACGCAAUUAUAAGAAACUUCAGUUAUUUUGAUUCGAAAUUUUAAAGUUCAAAUUUAAGAAAAUGAAAUCAAAGAUGGCCGAUGUUCCUGAUCCGGGUUCCAGAUACAUCCUGCAAGAUUUACUGGGCCAGGGAACAUUUGGCAAAGUUUACUCAGCUGUUGACAAUGAAUCGGAUCAGAAAACAGUAGCUGUAAAAGUACAGAAAUACAACAAAGUCACAAGAAUGUUUAUAGAAGAAGAAUACGAAGUUCUGAAAACUCUGGAAAACCCACUACAUUUUCCAACUUUUCAUGGAGCCUAUCAAAAGAAUGGUGACAUGUGGUUCAUUCUAGAUAAUUGUGAUGGAGGCACUGCACUGAAUUUAGUGUAUAAUUUGAUAAAAAGGAACCGUAAACUGUCGGAAGAACAUAUAGCUUAUAUUUUGAAAGAAAUUGUCAAGGCUGUGAUAUUCCUUCACGAUAACAACAUCAUUCAUCGAGAUAUCAAGGCUAGGAAUAUCAUGUUCACUCGUGAAGGUGAGGUGAGACUGUGCGACUUCAAUUUGGCGAAAAGACUCAACGAGAAAGACGACGUUUUAAGGGAAUGCGUAGGUUCACCAUACUGGAUGGCUCCAGAAGUGGUAACAGCAAACAUCAAGGAGGUUGAUGGUGGAUAUUACGAUAAUCGAGUUGAUGUUUGGAGUUUAGGAAUAACAGCCAUCGAACUAGGUGAAGGAAAAACGCCUUUUUUGAACAUGCAUCCAUCCAGAGCUUUGAAUCAAAUAAUAAAGAAUCCUCCACCAUCUUUGGAAAAGAUUUCCUAUUGGGAAGAAGGUUUUUAUGAUUUCAUUAACGAAUGUCUUGUUAAAAACUUUGAGCACAGACCUUACAUCAUUGAGCUCAUCGAACACCCAUACUUACAGGCAGUUCCUGAACAAAACUAUCACUUAGGACUCGAAAUAAAGCAACUGAUUGAAGAUGUCAGAAAUCAACACUGCAAAACGAAUGAUCCCGAGAUAACUGUUUUGGGCAAAUAUAUAAAAACAUCAACUUCAAACGAUUUAGAGGAAAUUUUAGAAGAAGAUUUGGCAGAUCUGCUUAUUAUAAAUGAAAAAACCGUUUUGAAGACUAUGGAACGAAGAUUUUUGAAAGACGAGAUAUAUAGUUUUAUUGGAGAUAUAUUGAUUUGUUUGAAUCCCAACAAAAAAAUAAAUAUAUACGGAGAUGAAGUGCACAAGAAGUACUUGGGCAAGUCAACAUCAGAUAACGCUCCUCACAUCUAUGCGAUUGCUGAUUCAGCAUAUCAAAAUGCUUUACAUCAUAACGUUCCACAGUAUAUUGUUUUUACAGGUGAGACAGGAUCGGGAAAAACAACAAACUACCUUCAUGCAAUUGAUCACUUGUUUUUUAUUGGUCACCAAGAUCCGAUCAAUAUAUUUCGAAUAAAAAACGGUAUAAAAUUGAUACAUGCCUUGAUACAUGCCAGCACUCCAUCAAACACUUACUCAACAAGAUCUGUCUUAAAAACUACAAUAUUUUAUGGAAAAACUGGUAAAUUGACAGCAGCAAGCUUCAAAGUACACUUCCUGGAAAAAUGGAGAGUUUCCUCAGUCGAUAUGGAUCAUUCAAACUUUCAUAUAUUGUACUACAUCUAUGAUGGGUUGCGAAGUAUCGACGCUACCGACAAAUACAAACUGGACUCAGAAAGAAAAUACAGGUAUUUACGUAUACCGGAGGACUCGAAAAAGAAUCAGGACAGAAAUAAGCCAAGGGACAACAUCGAUAAAAAUGUUAUUAAAUACAAGAAGAUAUUUAGUUAUUUGGAAGAGUUCGAAUUUUCGGAAGAACAGAUAUUUACUGUUUUUACUAUUGUUUCUGCUAUUUUGAACUUAGGUGAAAUACGUUUUCAAGAAGACUCUGAAGACUCAUCGUCCAUCGUAGAGAACAGAGAAUACGUUGAAAAAUUUGCAGACUUGAUGGAAAUUGACGAGAAAAAACUUAGAUGGGCUAUGACCAAUUACUGUCUUGUUAAAAGAGGAAGUAUUAUCAGAAAGAAAACCACCGCAGACGAAGCAAGAGAUAUCAGGGAUGUUCUGGCCAAUAAUCUUUACAGUAGAUUUGUUGAUUAUAUCGUCGAAGUGAUCAAUGACAAACUAGAAAUGGGAAAAGCUAUAUUUGGUGAUAAAUACAUUAUCAAACUGCUAGACUUCUUUGGGUUCGAAUGCUUCAAACAAAACCAUUUGCCUCAAUUUUUCGUGAAUUGUUUCAAUGAACAACUUCAGUUUCAUUAUCUUCAAAGAGUCUUUGCCUGGGAACUACAAGAUGUUAAGAUGGAAGACGUAGAGUAUGAGCCGAUCAGCUACUUUGAUAAUAAAGAUACGUUGAAUCAGUUGCUGAGUAAACCGUAUGGUUUGCUGAGUAUUAUUGAUGAUGCUUCGAAGAAGAAUUUGGAUGGAAGAUAUGUUAUGGAAAAUAUACAGAGCCAAGAAUUUACAAGAGUUCAACUUUCAAACAGUAAAGAAUUUUCGGUAGCUCAUUAUACAGGAACAGUAUCUUAUUCUGCCAAGGAAGUUGCCGAUAAAAACCGAGAUUUUUUGCCGCCUGAAGUUAUCGAAACUAUGAGAGAGUCUGAGAAUUCAAUUAUCAAAACUUUGUUUUCGAACAAACUAAACAAGACUGGAAACUUGAUUUUGAGUUUCAAGAAAGCCACAAGAACUAAAUCCAAACAAGAAGCUAGAAAGAUAACUCGUUCUAAUCAAUUUUCCCAAACUAAAAACAUGAGAACUUCUGGAUCAGUCUUUAGAUAUCUGUGUCUGGAUUUGUUAAAAGAACUAUCAGUUGGAGACAGUUCUGGAGGAACACAUUUUGUAAGAUGUAUUAAAUCGGAUCUUAAAGGAAAUCCAGACAGUUUUCACACUGAGUUGGUACGACAGCAAGUCAAAGCUUUGGCAGUCAAAGAAACAGCUAGAAUAAGACAGUCUGGCUAUCCUCAACGUAUAAUUUUUUCAGAGUUCUUGAGAAGGUACCAGUUUUUGGCUUUUGAAUUUGAUGAAAAUGUGGAUGUCACCAAAGAAAACUGUCGAUUAUUGUUGAUCAGGCUCAAGAUGGAAGAUUGGGCGAUGGGAAAAUCGAAGGUUUUCUUGAAGUACUACAACGAGGAAUAUUUAACUCGGUUGUACGAAACCCAAGUAAAGAAAAUUGUUAAAAUUCAAAGCAUUUUCAGAGGAUUCUUAACCAAAUGUCGACUAGCCAAGAAAGCAAAGGAACGAAGGAAAUCAUGCGUAGUUGAGGAGAUUCAAAGAAGAAGACGCAGUAACAGUUUAACUCAAGAAGAAGCAGCUGAAAUUAUCCAGAAAGGAGGAAUACAAGGCGACGGUUAUCUGAAGCCUACCCAGCACUAACAGAAAAAGAUGCCCAGUUUGUAGCUCCAUUCGCUAAAAAAUGGAAAAACAAAAGUAUGUUUUACGUUUUGUUGCAG
Sitophilus oryzae (rice weevil) is the source of this 3574-nucleotide messenger RNA. RefSeq names its product neither inactivation nor afterpotential protein C-like. NCBI's taxonomy places the organism in Eukaryota, Metazoa, Arthropoda, Insecta, Coleoptera, Curculionidae. Gene Ontology annotation, molecular function: cytoskeletal motor activity; protein binding; protein kinase activity. The transcript has 21 exons. The record is from RefSeq and is a predicted model, not a curated record. Gene Ontology annotation, cellular component: myosin complex. Gene Ontology annotation, biological process: protein phosphorylation. The coding region runs from base 180 to 3497 and encodes 1105 amino acids.